Sorex fumeus (smoky shrew) is the source of this 510-nucleotide messenger RNA. It is a transcript of the gene ZCCHC13, whose product is annotated as zinc finger CCHC-type containing 13. Gene Ontology annotation, molecular function: zinc ion binding; single-stranded RNA binding; mRNA binding. Gene Ontology annotation, cellular component: cytoplasm. Bases 1 to 510 code for a protein of 169 amino acids. The record is from RefSeq and is a predicted model, not a curated record. Gene Ontology annotation, biological process: positive regulation of cytoplasmic translation. Lineage: Eukaryota; Metazoa; Chordata; Mammalia; Eulipotyphla; Soricidae. The transcript has a single exon.
AUGACCAGUAAGGAAUGCUUCAAGUGUGGACGCACUGGCCACUGGGCUCGCUGCUGUCCUAAAGGAGGAAGUCGAGGGCGUGUAAUUAGAAACCGGGGCAGAAGUGGUGCGAGUACUUCCAACACCCCUGAUGUCUGUUACCGCUGUGGUGAGUCUGGUCAUCAUGUCAGAAACUGUGAUCUGCUUGAAGACAUCUGUUACAACUGUGGGAAGAGUGGCCAUAUCGCGAAGGACUGUACUGAGCCGAAACGUGAGAGAGAUCAGUGCUGUUAUGCUUGUGGUAGACCAGGUCACUUAGCUCGGGAUUGUGAGCGUCAUGAAGAGCAGAAGUGUUACUCUUGUGGCGAAUAUGGUCAUAUUAAAAAGAACUGUACCCAAGUUAAAUGCUACCGAUGUGGUGAGACGGGUCACGUGGCCAUCAACUGCAGCAAGAACAGCCAGGUUAACUGCUAUCGCUGUGGUGAAUCCGGCCAUCUGGCCCGCGAAUGCCCCAUUGAGGCUACCGCUUAA